This is a messenger RNA of Hibiscus syriacus, 841 nucleotides long. RefSeq names its product acyl-coenzyme A thioesterase 13-like. The coding region runs from base 154 to 636 and encodes 160 amino acids. Gene Ontology annotation, molecular function: fatty acyl-CoA hydrolase activity. NCBI's taxonomy places the organism in Eukaryota, Viridiplantae, Streptophyta, Magnoliopsida, Malvales, Malvaceae. The transcript has 3 exons. The record is from RefSeq and is a predicted model, not a curated record.
CCAAUUUUCUUGGUCUGCGCCUGCAAAACCCAAUCUCUUACCUGAUUGAAUUGCCGGUUUCUGGGGGGGGGACUUUGGGGACUGAACCUUCUGAGCUCUCAUGGUGUUUACUUCUCACCAUCUAAUCUAAUCCAGAGAGUUAAGAAAUCGGACAUGGAAAAGGCCAAGGGAUGCCUGGAGCUAAACAAAGAAGAAGCAGAGAGCGUUUCACGGCUCACUAUUCAACCUCACAGAGUCGACUUCGAGGGCAGCUUCUACGAAGACUUCGCCGUACGUGGCAUCCGUGUAGAUAGGGUGGAGCCUGGCUUCGUUUCCUGCACCUUCAAGGUCCCUCCUCGCCUCACCGAUAAAACUGGAAAUUUAGCUACAGGUGCUGUUGUAAAUCUUGUCGAUGAAGUUGGAGCGACUAUUUUUCAGGUCGAAGGUCGUAGUCUUACGAUGAAUGUUUCAGUCGACAUGUCCAUCUCGUUUCUCGGAACUGCUAAGCUCAAUGAUGAGUUAGAGAUUAUCUCAAAGGUAUUAGGACGAAGAGGAGGUUAUGCAGGAGCAGUUGUUCUGGUUAGAAACAAAGAGACAGGGGAGUUGAUCGCCGAAGGUCGCCAUUCAAUGUUUGCUAAACAAGGUAGCAAACUCUAGUUCCAUUCCUUGUUUGUGCAAGAAAGGCCCCCAUUCCACUGGUGCUUUACCGCUGCUAUGUAUUAAACUGCUUUCUUUCAAGUAUAUUAGGUGAGAAAUGAGAAUACUUGAACCAAACACCUCCUAAGAACUAGUUAUGAUUUAUAUGGAUUUAUGUUUGACGUUGUAUAAAUUCUAUGUGACAUCAAUGAAUAAGACUUAAUCA